CUUAAGUUGGCCAGGAAGUGAUUGGUAUUCGCGUGAUCAGAAAUAAAGUAAUAGACUUAGUCUAAACCUCAACUAAACAGCAACUGUUGAGAAAAAAAAAUCAAAAAUUAAAUUUUUGAUAUUUUACGUUUGAAAAACCUGGCCAGAUACAUGUCCAUCAAGUUAAAAAAAAAACCACCAUACAAACUAAAAGAAUCUAUUUCCGUGGUGGAGGCUUGCCAGGCAUGAGCAAGCUAUUUAUAGCAGAGUGAAGGGCAGGCCUCUGUCCCAUUGGCUCAUAUUUCUCACGGCUCAGACUAAACUUCGACUGACGGUGCCCCGCUCUGGGGAAGAAUAGGAAAUCGUAUCUCAUAUUCAUUUCGACUGCCCCAGACUUGAUCUCCUGGGAAAUUCUCGACAUGCUUGGCGACAUAUAUGCACUACGCAAAACAGUGGAGUUGGUGUCCAGGGCUUUUGCAAGAGAGGAUUCGAACCUCACAAGCCCUCACUUUAAUAAAAGUUUGAUGAGGAUGAUUCUAUAGUAGAAUGAAUAAUUUCAAUAAAAAAGAUAAAGAUCCACUUGAUUCUAAUUACUAUGUAAAAAAGCGGUCACUAAAUCGCACCAUUUCUAUUUUUCUUUAAAGAUUAAACCGAGCAUUCCGCAUGGAGAAAAGAAAUCAGACGUCUGACAGAUCAAGUAAAAAAUAUCACUGGUAAAAUGAGAAAAUGAAAUCUACAUAAAAGUAAACAUUUAAAAAUAAGUUACAUAUCUACAUGACAACUAGAUAUAAAGCGUUAAUACGUUAUGUCCCCCUGGGCAUUCCUUAACGCCAACAAGUGAAAAUGAUUUCUAUGAACGUGACCAAUACUAAAAGAAAUGGAAGGCCUUCUGAAAUGUGUAACAGUUUGGACGAUUACUUUGAUCAAAUUAACCAUUCUAAGAACCACGGCAGAAACAUACACGAAACACUUUCUGGUGUGAGCUCUGAUCAUAGUCAUAAAUCAAAUCAAGCGCUGAGAAUUCCAAGAAAAUCUAGGUCAGCUUGCCAGCAAACUUUAGUAGCAGCACUGGGGCAUCCCAGAACAAUCGUAUCUGCUAGCCACCAGACACCAUCGAAUCAAGCACUUGAAAAAACUCCCAAAGAAGUCGUCUGUCGCUACAGACGGCCAUACACUAAACAAGAGCUAGCUCGUGCCUUGCCUCGAAGAAGUUUUUUCAGCUGCCACGAGAACGCACUGCGGGAGGCCAAAUUAACCCGCAAAUUAACAGAGAAGCUGAAUCGUAACAGGGGGGAACCAGCACCCAUUAGUCGUGGUAGGCCUACUAUAAAGCCACUUAAUUCAACUUUACAUAUGCUUGAUUCUGACCGUAUAAACACCAACUUAAAAGAAUGUCUAGACACUAGUAACGGUGUUGAUUUUUUUAAAGGGACGCAGCCAACGAUUGACAAUAUUGAGCCUCUGUUUAAAUAUCUUGAGUACGUCAAGGCAAACCAAGAAGAGUUCCUACGCUAUUUGCAAGCCAAGAAACUUGUAGCAGACGACACUCAAAGCUCAAUUAUUAAAUUAGGCCACGCUUUUGAAUUGCGCCACCAUGGUGGACAAAUUCAAAGGUCUUUCGACGACUUAGAUGUAGUUGUUAUGGCAGCCAAGAUUUUAAAUCACAGAACAAGUCUGAGAGCUAGUCGUACGGACAAUAUGUGGCGAUCAGGAUUACUUCCUGAUAAUUCUCAAAGCUUUGUAGAAAAAAUAUCACGAGAUGAAAGCACGCCCAAGACAGAGCUCGAGAAACGAUUGCUGAGGGCUGAAGAAUGGGCAACUACUGUGUCCACGUAUGCCCUAAACAGGAUUAAACAGCAGGUUCUAAAAGAUCUAGGAUAUGGUGACCAUGACCUAGAGAUGUGGUGGCAGCCUCUUCAAACGUGUCAGUAUUUGAGGACUGGACCUUCGUCAUAAACUCAGUUCGCUCUCAUUUGGAAACAAGAUGUGCAUAAAUAUCAUCGACCACUAUGCAUGGUACUAAUUGGAUUGUAUUCAUUUAUCUGUGAGAGCAACCCAUCCACAAGGGCCACCCACGAGUUUGUGAGUGAUGCAAACUCCCUUUAUUAUCUUGUCUUAUAUUUAUAAUUACUCAACAUAAAUGACGGACGAAAAUAAGAUCGUGAUAAAAUUUUAUUGCUGCACAAAUUUCCUUCCAUAAAUAUGUCAGUAUUUCAAGAGUUUAUUGAUUCGUAGACUGUUACUGGAGGCCAUAUAGUGACUUGAGCCUGGAUUCGAUACCUGGUCUUCUUAAAACCACUUCUUGGUUGUUGUUUUUUUGUUUAUCUAUGGCCGUGUGUAACUUGGAGGGAUGGGGAAGUGGAGGAGACCUACAAUGUUGACUUUUACAUUUUCUACUCUAGGUGGAACAAAUCUCAAUGGACAGAAAAGCUAAACCAGUCUUUGUAGCACCAGAUGCCGUCGCUUGUAACGAAAUUCUAUUUAAUUUUGACCUGUGCUCUUGUGAUUCUGCUAAAUAUCCCACACCUUUCUGGUGUUAAUUGACGUAAUUCAGUCUAGUUUGAGGCGGUAAUUUCUCUUCCAUUCCUCAAGAUGGUCCUGUGUCACUGAGACCUAUACAAUGGUCAAGAUGAUCCUGUGUCACUGAGACCUAUACAAUGGUCAAGAUGGUUCUGUGUCACAGAGACCUAUACAAUGGUCAAGAUGGUUCUGUGUCACAGAGACCUAUAAAAUAAGAUGUUCCUGUGUCACAGAGACCUAUAACAUGUCACAAAGUGUCACAAUAAAAUAAUGAAGAGGGUCCAGUGACGUCCAGAGUAUCCCAUAAUUAAUAAAAUGUUGCCAUUAGCCAUGUUGCUAAUUUUUCAUAAUUGCUUAGAAAAUGAGCAUAUUCUUUACAAAUUGGCCAUAAAUCUUUAUUUAGUCAAGGCUCCUUUCACCAUAAUACUAAUUUCUUAACCUACACCUCAGUUCUAUGGGCUAGAUACUCUUGAGACUCCCCUAUGUCCUAGAUGCUGUUCAGCAUGGGCGUAGCCAGGAUUUUUUUUUCGGGAGGGAUCCCCCCCCCCCGCAAAAAAAAUAAUAUAUAUGUAUAUAUAUGAGUGUGUGUUAAUAAAUCUUCAUUACAUUCUGACCCUUCAUUCUUUCGGAAGAAGUUUAUUGUAGACUCCCCGCCUUUGCCAGAAAGGAUGUCUGGGGAAGCGCUGUGAGCAAAGCACUAUUUCCGGUAUUGAAAGCCAACAAAAUGCAUUAUCCUGCUAUUAAAAAGUUUUAUUUCAAAAACCUAAUCUGCUAUUCUUGCUUACUUAGAUCCUCCCGCGCCGUUCGGCGCAUUGGGCGGCAAGCUGCUUCCACAUAAAUCUGUCACUGGCAAUGUCUGAAGCCUCUUCCCAUCUGCUCUGAGGACAGAUCCCCUGUUUCCAAUAUCUAAAGAGAUAUAUAUCCUAUUUCUAUAUCUAUAUAAUAAGUGAACAUAAAUAAAAACAAUAUUUGCUGUAUGGCAUCAAUCGAAUUUAUUUGAUUUUUUUUUUGUUCAGUAAAAACAAAAUGAUUCUUUCUAUACAUGACACAUCAUUGAAAUCAAUACAACUGUAGUAGAGUUACCUUGUCAUAUGAAAAGACACAAAAUGAAUCACAAACAUCCAUGGUCAUAAAAAAGGAGCAAAUGACAUCAUCAAAAUGUUACCAGCUCAAGUAGAUGACAUCAUCAAAAUGUUACCAGCUCAAGUAAAUGACAUCAUCAAAAUGUUACCAGCUCAAAUAAAUGACAUCAUCAAAAUGUUGCCAUCUAAAUGACAUCAUCAAAAUGUUACCAGCUCAAGUAAAUGACAUCAUCAAAAUGUUGCCAUCUAAAUGUCAUCAAAAUGUCACCAGCUCAGAUAAAUAAUAUUUACUUUACAAUAACCAGAAGACAAAAAAAAAUGUGUCUGACUGUCAAUGGUAAUACAUUGACUAAAUGCAAUUGAGAUAUAAAUAAAUAAAUAAAUAAAUUUGAUCAAUGAUUGCUUUGGAGUCUAGAAAUUUAUGUAUAUUUUUUGAACAGUUCAUUAAUCAUUCUAACUUUGAUAUUUGUACUUUAAAAAUUUUACCAAAAAAAAAAAUUCAUUAAAAAAAUGUAAAUAUUUCUCCUCAAGCUGAAAGACUACAUAGAUCUGAAGUAAUUGUGAAGUAAACUGAAAGACUAAGCUAGGUUACUUGAAUGUAGGAUAGUAAGGUUGGCUUUGAGUGUCGAAGUAAUUCAAGGUCAAAAGAUGUAUGUAAAUGUUUAGACUCUGGACUUAAAGAAAAGGUAAUAAGUAUGUAAAAAAACAAAAAGUAAAAAAAUAUAAAUUUAGUGAUAAAAUUGUACAAUUGCAUUUAGUAUCAAAAUAUGUAAGUGAUCAACUUUGGACAUAAUUACUACACGCAAAAUAUAGGUAUAUUUAUUUACACAUAUAAUAUUAUCCAGCAGUAGAAUAAAUGCGGUGAAAAUUCUUUAAAUACAAUUUUAAUAACAAAUUUACUACAUCAGGUUAAGUUUUUUACUAAGCAACAAAAAAAAAAUUUGAAUUACAGCUCAAGCUAAAAGAAAAUUUUGGUGUAUAUUAUAUCUUAUAAGUUACAGAAGUUCUUUAAAAAAAAAUUAAUUAUUCCAAGUAAUAAAAAAGUUAUAGUUGCAGGGAUUAAUUUUUUUCUUGUCAUUCUUUGACUGAACAAAAGAAACAUCUCAAAAAGAAACAUCUCAAACAGAAACUUUGAUGUUGGGAUACUACAAUAUGUGCCUGUUUCAAAACAUGUAAUAAAUAUUGAUGGUCCCUCAAAUGCUUCACGAGUACAAACAACUUGCUCUCAUAAAAAAAAAAACGGAUAAAAAAUGUAAACCUCAGCACUUAAAUAAUUU
Molecule: messenger RNA, 4858 nt
Organism: Biomphalaria glabrata
Lineage: Eukaryota; Metazoa; Mollusca; Gastropoda; Planorbidae
Exons: 2
Coding region: 823-1935 (370 amino acids)
Source: RefSeq, a predicted model, not a curated record